UCGGCAGCUGCUAAUAUGCAUAAACAUUUAUUUAUGCAUGGUGCAUAAGUUAACCUAAACCCUUGGAUCAAUAUUUCCAUCUAAUGGCUAGAAAUCACCAUAUAUAUAUUUACUAAAAACAGAAAAAAAAAAAAACGUUUUCGUGAAUUGUUCGUUCUCAAUUCAACGACUCAGACAUCAUUUUCUUCUCAAUUCACCACCGUCGCCACCGCUGCACCGUCGCCACCGCCAAUCUCCGCCGAUCACCACCGUCUUCAUCCUUCCUUCUCAACACAUCACCACUGUUGCCAUGCUUCCUUCCCAACACCUAAUCAUCGUCGCCUUUCUUCGCCGCCAUCAAUAAUUCAUUCCGGUGAUUUCUCACAGCUCACUUUCAUCCACGAAAUCAUAGGUGAACGAAGUGAAAAAGUACAAGGCUGUCGAAAUUUCGAAACGUGACAACACCGAGAAUUGCUCUGCAGCAUCACCACAGACACACCGUUGAAACUCCCUCUCUUUCGGUCACAGCUCCGCUCCGCCAUCGGUUGUGUUGCUAAUGGAUGAGAUAUCGUCUUCCACAAAUGUCACUCAAGAUGUUGGUUCAAUCUCCGAUGAAAAUAAUGAAUCGUGGCAACAUUUUGUCUUCCACGAGCUUUCAUCAAUCAAGGAUUUCUAUGCUAAAUACGCUCAUGAAAAGGGAUUUAGCGUGAGAAGAAAUUUGCAUUCCUUCUAUGAUUCUCGUAACAAAAAAACGGACAUUGUGCAAUAUAUCCGUUAUGUUUGUAACAAGCAUGGUUUCAAGCACGGAAGUCGGGCGGAUCCUAAGAACAAGACAAACUCGGAUACUCCUGUUCUCAUUGAAUAUCAUAAAGAGAAAGAACUUCCCGAGGAAAGGACUGGUUGCCCAGCUAGUAUUUCGUUGAAGUAUGAUUCCAAUGUUAAAGGUUAUCACAUAUACAAAUGGAAUGUUACUCAUAACCACCCUCUCCAUAAACCCGAGCAUUCGCAUUACUUGAGAUCGGCUCGAGAGAUUAGUGAGCCUCAAAAACAACUUGCUAUAAUAAAUUCAAAAUCAGGCAUGUCUGUAAGAUCCUCCUUUCAAGUUAUGCGUCAAAUAGCUGGUGGUUCAAAGAACCUUGGGUAUUGCUUCCAAGAUUUAAAGAACUUUCUCACCACUGUUCGACAAAAGGAAAUGGUCAUUGGUGAUGCCACUAUUAUCCAAGAAUAUCUUAGAAACGAAGCUUUGAGGAACCCGUCAUUUUAUUAUGAUAUCCAAGUAGAUUCUGAAGAGAACAUAGCUAGUAUUUUCUGGUCAGAUGCAAUCAUGCAGCAAGACUAUGAAUUAUUUGGUGAUCUCAUCAGUUUCGACACUACUUAUCGAACAAAUACGGAGUAUCGCCCAUUAGCUCCGUUCCUUGGAUUUGACAACCACCGUAAGAGUGUAUUAUUUGGUUGUGCCCUGCUAUACGAUGAGACUUCAGCAAGUUUUGAUUGGUUGUUUACCACUUUCCUGAAGUGCAUGAAAAAUAAGAAACCCAUUACAAUUUAUACAGACCAAGCUUCUGCUUUGAUGAAGUCAGUUCCAAACAUCUUCCCCGAUGUCUUCCAUGGCUUGUGUUCUUGGCACAUGGGGGAGAAUGCAAAGUCCAACUUAGGCUCUCGUUGCAAUGGUGCAUUUCUUGACGAACUACAUCACUUGGUUUCGAAUGUUGAUGAUGAGGCAGAGUUUGACUUCAAUUGGAAUAAGAUGCUUCAAAAUUGUUUUGGUGGUAAAGCCACUUCUGAAUUUACUUGGCUUGUCCAGAUUCAUCGUAAUCGUACUCAAUGGUCUUCUGCUUGGGUGAAAUCACACUUCACUGCCGGUUUGAAGACCACACAGUUAAGCGAGUCGUUCAAUGCCUUUCUUCGCCACUUUCUUCAGCCAGACCACUCACUUGUGCAAUUCUUUAUCCAUUUCAAUGUUAUGGUUGAGAAAAUGCGAGAUAAUCAUGCUGAUUGUGAUUUCAAGGCUGCUAAUACUAGGCCAAGAAACAAUUAUCCCAACAGCCAACUCAUGAGGUCCGUUGUCGCCAAGUAUACUCCAGCAUCGUUUGCAUUCAUUCACAAGCAAUAUGAUCUUUCUUUCAAAUAUUAUUAUGAGGAGGACAUGUCAAGAAGUUCAAUUUCUAAUAGAGUUUUCAAAGUGUUCACAAUUCAACUUGUUCGUGAUGCCGAUGAGAUGGAUUUUGAUAAUGAUGCCGCUGCGAAUGUUUAUAUGUCGGUCGAAGAAGUUCCAGAAAACCUUCUUCCUAAUGAUCAAGAUCCUUUGCGACUUGAUGAGAGGGUUGUUACGGUAGAUAUUGGGAACAAGAUUUUUACUUGUACCUGUCGGAUGUUCGAGAACCGGGGAUUCUUAUGUCGCCAUGUUUUCAAGAUAUUAGACUUCUUAGGGAGUUCUGUCCAAUACCAGUCCUUGAAGUCCAUACCUGACCACUACAUAUUGAAGCGUUGGACUAAAGGAAUUCGUCCAUCCCUUGAUGCUUUAAAACCCAUCAGUAUUGGAGGUAUUCAAGAUACUACUUUUGCACAAAGAUAUCAACAAGCUUCUGGUGUUAUGCUUCAGAUUAUAACCCGUGUUUGCAUGGACCCUGAUGCGUGCCAAUUUUUUCUUAAUGCUGCAAUUGAAUGUGGGAAGCAAGCGGAAGAGUUGAUUGUUGCUAAAGGUGUUUCCGGUCAACCUUCAUCUUCCAGGUCUGCAUCUUGCAAAGAUACUAGUGUUGCUGAACCUCUUGUAGUUGAUUCUAGUGUAAAAAAGUUCAAAAAGAGACCCAAUCCAAUCAGGGCUAAGAAACGGCUCAAAAGUGAUUAUGAGUUAGCUAGGGAGAGACAAAGAUUCAUCGCACAGCGGAAGAAACAAAAGAAAGAAGAAGAUGCUGCAAAAUUAGCUUUAACAAUCAACAAUGUUGAUUGAUUUUCAUUAUUUCUUUCCAUUGUUUUAGACUAUUAUAUUUCAGUCUACUAUUUCAAAUUUUCAUCAUACUGUAAGCAGAAUUUUAUAUUUCAUUCUACAAUUUGAU
Molecule: messenger RNA, 3035 nt
Organism: Vicia villosa (hairy vetch)
Lineage: Eukaryota; Viridiplantae; Streptophyta; Magnoliopsida; Fabales; Fabaceae
Product: protein FAR1-RELATED SEQUENCE 5-like
Exons: 4
Coding region: 536-2929 (797 amino acids)
Biological process (GO): regulation of DNA-templated transcription
Molecular function (GO): zinc ion binding
Source: RefSeq, a predicted model, not a curated record